Messenger RNA from Bufo gargarizans (Asiatic toad), 3359 nucleotides. RefSeq names its product EPS8 like 2 (gene EPS8L2). The record is from RefSeq and is a predicted model, not a curated record. The transcript is spliced from 19 exons. Gene Ontology annotation, cellular component: vesicle; ruffle membrane; plasma membrane. Gene Ontology annotation, molecular function: actin binding. Lineage: Eukaryota; Metazoa; Chordata; Amphibia; Anura; Bufonidae. Bases 1 to 2091 code for a protein of 696 amino acids. Gene Ontology annotation, biological process: Rho protein signal transduction; regulation of Rho protein signal transduction; positive regulation of ruffle assembly.
AUGUGUAAGAAGCAGGAAAUGCAGAAACAUCUGGCAACAUUUUUGAUGGAUAAUAAUGAUGCCCUCGGCACUGUAGAAGAUACCAUAAAGCGAUUAUUUCAGCUGGAAUCGAAGGACAAGAUCUGGGCCCAGGAGAUGGUUUUUCAAGUAAUGAACACAUCAAUCAGCCUUCUAGACUCUGGAACUCAGGAAGAACUGGAAAAUUUUCCCCUCUCCAUAGUCCAACACUGCCGUAGCAUUCAAGGUCCUCAUCGCUAUCCUCACCUGCUUCUUCUAGUAUGUCAAGAGCCUGAACAAAACAAACCUGAUGUACAUUUCUUCAACUGUGAGAUGGAGGCUGAACUGGUUCACGCAGAUAUAGAAAGUGCGCUUGUGGACAUUAAACAUGGCAAAAAAAUGCGACUACAGACCCUCAAGAUUAACCAAGAGAGGAUCAAUCAAAGAGAAUCAAUCCUUCCUCCUGCCACCGCGCCAAAGCCCGUCAGAGAUAGCAAGAACCGUGUAAUUUCCCCAUCUUCAGGAAGUGAGAUUGAGUUUGAUCGAAGAAGUAACGUAUCGCAAGAACUGGAAGAAUCACGGGAAGCAUUGGCAAAGAGGAUUGAGAAGGAUACACAAUGCUUAAACUGCACACUGGAUGACAUAGAGGUUUUUGUGGCAAAGCUACAAAAAGCAGCAGAAGCCUUCAAGCAACUGAACCAGAGAAAGAAAGGCAAAAAGAACAAAAAGAAAGGACCAGCAGAGGGAGUCUUGACGUUACGAUCUAGACCACCUAAUGAGCUAGAGUUCAUAGACUGUUUUCAGAAAAUCAAGCUGGCCAUCAACCUGUUGGCCAAGUUAAGAAAACAUAUCCAGAACCCUAGUUCAGCUGAACUGGUCCAUUUUAUCUUUGGACCACUGGAAUUGAUAAUUCAGAGCUCUGGAGGACCAGAGUUAGGAAGAUCUAUCACCUGUCCUCUCUUGUCCAAGGAUGCCACUGACUUCCUGAGGGGUCAUCUAACUCCAAAGGAAAUGCAAAUCUGGGAUAGUUUGGGAGAGAGAUGGACAAAAUCAAGGGCAGAGUGGCCAAAGGAACCUUUAAUCCCACAGUACAUACCAAGAUUUAAUAAUGGAUGGAUACCUCCAAUAGACAUCUUCCAGGGAGCACCUUGGGAGCAAGAUGUGGGACACCCACCAGAGCCUAAUAAACCCCUUUUCCUAGAAGAUCCACCAAAGCCAAAGGAAAAUCUUGGACCCAGGACGAAUCUUCCUCCUCCUAAUGGAAAUCCUUAUAGGACACCAUCAUUCAAACAAUCGAACAUUCCUCCAGAAAUAAAGCCAGAGUAUAACACAGGCCCUAAACUCAGCAGUUAUAAUGCACCAGUGCCGGCACAGCCACAGAAAUGCGCCAAAAUUCGUUAUGACUUCACCGCUAGAAAUGCCAAUGAGUUGUCAGUACUGAAAGAUGAAGUCCUGGAGGUUCUGGAGGACAAUAAGCAGUGGUGGAAAUUAAGAAACAGGAUUGGGCAGGAGGGAUACGUCCCAUAUAAUAUUCUUGAUGUAGUAUCUACCGAGCAAUUCGACCAGUUAGAUAGUCAAAUGGUUGGGCCAAAGUACAAAGGAGAACUGAGCCCUAGAGCUCCCAUUAGCCCAGCAUAUAAGAUUCCUGGCAGUUAUGCUGGAGAUAAAUGGGGGAGUGAGACGACAGGAUGGUCCAACAAUCAGAAGGAGCAGAUAAUUCACAAUAUGGAUGAGUUGAAUGACGAACUCCUCAAGAAGCUGACAUCACAGCAGGCACCUAAAAGGAACUUUGCUGCACCAAAGGUUCAGCAAGUGCAUGCACCAUUAACCUUCCAGUCGGAGCCAGAAGAAGUCAAAGCCUGGCUCGAAGCAAAGGGCUUUAGUAAAGGAACUUCCGCUCAGUUGGGCAUAUUAAAUGGGGCACAACUUUUCUCUCUCAAUAAGGAGGAGCUGAAGAAAGUUUGUGGAGAAGAGGGUGCAAGGGUAUACAGCCAGCUGGCUGUACAGAAGUCUCAACUAGAGAAAAGUCAAGGGGAAUCAGAACUAGAGGAAAUCAUGAAACGACGUCAAGAAAAGAGUGAAACCACCAACUAGCAAAACAUCUCCCCUUUCUGUUUCUCUGCCCACGUAGCCUUGUAAAGUCACUUGCUGCAGAUAUUCAUGCCUCUGGCUGCAGAAGGUUUAUGUCUUGACACCCACAACUUGCAAGGAACAUAAGACAUUGACCUCAGCAGGAAAUAUAUACAAAUGUAUACAGAUGUAGCAGGGUUAGCACUCAAACUCUUAACUCAAAUUUCUUAAGUCAUCGUGUUAUCUUGAAAAAAAACUAAAAAAAACCAUUGUAAAGCAAUUGAAGGAGUUUGCUUAGUUUAGAUAACACAUCUCAGAAAUCUCCGAAAGCAUGAGUGUUAACUCUACUACAGUCGGUACAUAGAUGUGCAGCAAGUUUUAUAAAGCCCUCUAGUGGGAAAUGUGGUGUAUUGCAGGGUUUUCACCACCAAAUUCCAUUGCCUUUGAGCACUUGUCAGUAGCAGAACCUGCUAGAGGAUAUCUGCAUAUAUGUAUAGAUAUAUAUAAUAUUCAUAUAUUUAUGUUUAUAUAUCACAUGGAUUUAUCUAAUCUCUAUACAAUUUUCUUUCUUUUCUUAUGAGGCCAGCUGUCCUGCUAGCAGUUAAAGGGUUAAAUCAGGAGGAGAGCUAUAAGUAUUGCAUGAAAGUAUUAUUUUUAUAUGUAUGUACUUUUAUUUUAUACAUUUUUUGCAAAGGUUUUAGAGUCAGGUUAAAGUCUCACCAAGGGUCUUUGCAAGGCAUGUAGACAAUUCUCUAUUCCACUGGAAAUGAGGGGCAUUUCAUUUAACGGAUAAAUACUGAAUAUCCCUUAUUCUGCUCAUUGUCUUGUAUACAAUGCACAUAACACAAUAAAAUGUUGCUACAGAGGAGGAUUCUGCUGAAAGUAAGCAGGGACCAAUGAUAUCUACUAAAGGAAUAUCUCACUCUAGAUAAAUAAUGCAAUAAGAAAUGUAAUAUUUGUAUACAAAAUAUAAAAAAAAUGUAUUUUUUCUUAAACUAUUUUUGAAUAACUCCUCCUGAAGAGCAAAUUUUGUAGCUAACAAACCAAUGGAACUAAUCUCAUUAUUUUGUUUCCAUUAAUCCAUUCAUUACAGUAAUUAGGCUCUUAAGCUCCCUCUGGUGGUGACUGCAGGCAGUCAGAAUGCAGUGGAUUUAGAUUUCUGUAUUAGAAAAACUGAGCUUCAACUUCUGCAAAGACAUAUUUAAAAAAAACAGCAAAGAGUUUUAGACUUUUUAUUUUAAAGGGGUAUUCCCAUCUCAGACAAUGGGGGUAUAUCGCUAGGAUAUGCCCCA